Clonostachys solani is the source of this 1731-nucleotide messenger RNA. The record is from the annotation of a GenBank genome assembly. Lineage: Eukaryota; Fungi; Ascomycota; Sordariomycetes; Hypocreales; Bionectriaceae.
AUGCUCCUUCACUUGCCAAUGCUCCUAAAGGAGCUAUUCCUACUAGCCCUGUUCUCCCAGGUUCUCUGUCUUGAUCUACGAGCCCUCACCCAGCUUAAUGAUACCCUGGGCGGUCGCCUUGCAUCAGCAAGACCAACAGGUGCCCCGUGCUUCUCAGAGGAUAGCAAGGAAGAGUGUGCCUUGUUGGGACGACAGAUCAUGUCGCCGGACUAUCGGCACAACACGUACCAGAGCUUUGAAAACAUCCAAGGGGAAGCCUGCAUUGCCAAUCCGUCGGAUCAGUGCCUCCUCGACCCCACCACUCUUCAGGCGCCUACAGACUCCUCCUCGGCCUCUUCUUGUGGGCAAGGGGUUGUUUCCCGAUAUUUCAUCCAAGUCACCGGGGCGGAAGAUGUCCAAGCCGUGUUUAGGUACUCUCGAAAGACGGGGCACGCCCUGUCCAUCAAGAACAGCGGGCACGACUACAUGAUGCGCAGCAGCCGGCAGGGAUCACUGGCCAUGUGGACCGGCAAGCUGCGCAACAUGACAUAUCACGAGUCGUUCAGCCCAGAUGGAUGCGACUCGGGCGCCGGUAUUGCUCCUGCUGCAGCCAUAACGUUGGGAGCUGGUGUCAGCAUGGGUGAAGCCAUGGCUUUUUCCCAUGAUCACGGCGUCCUUUUCCCGGCAGCCAUCUCCCCUAGUAUCGGUGCCUCGGGAGGUUGGCUGCUCAACGGCGGCCACAGUCCAAUGUCGGUCGGCAUGGGCCUCGCCGUGGACCGGGCGGCGCAGUUCACCAUUGUGACACCCGAUGGCAAACUCCGCACCGUUAACCGAUGCCGGGACAAGGAGCUCUUCUGGGCACUUCGAGGCGGUGGAGGCGGAGCCUUUGGCGUCGUUCUGGGAUCAACGCACUUCACCAAGCCAGAGGUCCCCGUUGUAGCCGCGCUGUUCAACAUCGCCAACGCGACAGCGGAGACUCGGAGGGGCUGGGUCGAGCUCCUGGCAGACCACAUGCUGGACUGGACACUUGAGGGCUGGGGAGGGCCCUCGACAACAAGCAUGUCCGUCUUGGUCAACCCGUAUCUGAAUGUCUCCGAGGCGGAGCGCAUGCUGGAGCCUGCCGCGGAGUACAUGCAGCAACGAGGCGGCGCCGCCAGCUUCCAAACCUAUCCCUCAUGGUUUGAUUUUUGGACCCAAGUUGUGACUGGGAUGUUUUCAGCUCCCCCGACGGUCAGCCUUGGCGUAAAUAUCGCCAGCAAGAUCCUCCCCAAAGAAGCCUUCACCGACCAUGAGAAAAAAGGUCGGAUGGUCGAUGCCAUCAUGAAUAUCGAGGCCUCGGGGAUGCAGGUUGCCUUUUUGGCUACAACUCCGAUCCUGUACGGGCAAAAGAACCCCGGUGCAAGCAAAGACACCUCUAUUAAUCCAGCCUGGUACCGGUCGGUCUGGCACUUGUCAGGAUAUUCCGCCUGGAACUACAAGACUACGCUGGAUGAGAGGAAGGAGACUGUGCUAGCUCUCCAGAAUACGACCGAGGUGCUGGACGCGAUAUCAGACGGAGGUUGUACGUAUAGCAACGAGGCUGACCCCUCGCGGAAGGACUGGGCGAGCGAAUACUGGGGAGAUAAUUAUCCAAAGCUUUUACAAGUCAAACACAAGGUCGAUCCACACAACCUGCUGAGCUGCUGGCACUGCGUGGGCUGGGAGCCUUCCUUGCCUUCCUAUGGAUGCAUCUCUGGGCUCUAUGAGCAGUAG